Molecule: messenger RNA, 1847 nt
Organism: Cryptotermes secundus
Lineage: Eukaryota; Metazoa; Arthropoda; Insecta; Blattodea; Kalotermitidae
Product: serine/threonine-protein phosphatase PGAM5, mitochondrial-like
Exons: 5
Coding region: 70-903 (277 amino acids)
Biological process (GO): positive regulation of mitochondrial fission
Cellular component (GO): mitochondrion
Source: RefSeq, a predicted model, not a curated record
ACGUGCAGGUCGUGGUGUACGGAGAGGCGGAAAUGUGAUGAAAGCGAUUUAGUUUCAUAAACAAAGAAUAUGAAUACGCUUACAAAGUUUCAAAAAAUUGUUUUAGCAGGAUUAGGAGUAUGUGGCGGCGCACUAACUCUUUAUUACGGCUUCCGUAAUGAUAGAAAACAAGCUUACGCGUCGUGGACCACUAAUUAUACACCUACGCACGAGUGGGAUUCAAACUGGGACCGGAGAGAUCCAGCAAGUCUUGUAAAGCCAUCAAAGGGUGGAAGUGAUGAUAAUAGGUACAAUGAAGCUGUAAGUAAGGUCAAACCCAAAGCAGUAAGGCAUCUUUUGCUGAUUCGACAUGGCCAGUACAACAUGUCUGGGAAGUCAGAUGAGGAACGCGUGUUGACAGACCUUGGUAGGAAACAAGCAAAAUUAACAGGCCAGAGACUGCAAGAACUUGGCCUGCCCUACACAAGAGUAGUCAGAUCAACUAUGACGAGAGCAAAUGAGACUGCACAGAUAAUCUUGACGUCACUUCCUAAUAUCCCUGUUACUGACUGUUGUUUAUUGGAAGAAGGAGCUCCUAUACCACCAGAACCCCCUGUCGGUUCCUGGAAACCAGAACCUUACCAGUUUUAUCAAGAUGGUGCACGAAUUGAAGCUGCAUUUAGAAAAUAUUUCCAUCGAGCUGAGAAAUCGCAAGAAACAGACAGUUACGAUAUACUGGUGUGUCAUGCCAAUGUCAUACGUUACUUUGUGUGUAGGGCCCUGCAAUUCCCUGCUGAAGCUUGGCUCCGACUGGGACUGCAUCAUGGCAGCAUCACAUGGAUCAGUGUGACGCCAAGCGGCCGUGUUAUCCUUCGUGCACUUGGUGACACUGGUCACAUGCCACCAGAUACCAUCACACAGUGACAUAUCUGUACCAGCAGCACUCAGGGUAUUGAACGUUCAACAUAAAUGGAAUGUGAAAGUUGAACAUUAACUGUACUUGUUUUUAUAUGUUUGAAUAUUAUCAUUAAUGGACUAAAAUGCCCAUAAACUGUGCCAUAAAAUAGGGCCAUGGAAAAUUGGAUUAUUUAACAGUCUGUGGCUCGUAACAAGCAAGUGUGUGUGCAGUCUUCAAGGAGUCGUCAUUAGUCUGCAAGUUAAUUUCAUUCAGCGACAUGAAGUUGGUGAAUGAUCAAAUAAUUAAAGUAACUUACCUUUAAGGGCAGUACAGUAAUAUUAUUUAAAAAUAUAACUCAAAGUUGUAUAGGGCGUGUUGGUAGGAUUUGAAGUUUUAAGGUUUUCGUUACUGUGAUUGUUCAUAUUGUAGUCUUCUGGGUUGCGACGCCAUAUAACCUUGUAUGUAGAUACUGAUGUUUCGCAGGAACAUGUGAUUCCAUCUUCAGGAUUGAAAUGUCUAAGGUGAGAAACUGCUUUGAUCAUAUAGACAGCCUGCAAGGAGGAUGAUGACCCAGACCUGUAGGAGGAGUACAGAAAUGGAGCCCAGUUCACAUCAAUUGGAACACUGUAUAGGAAAUUGUCCAUUUCAGGGUCACAGUAAUGUUUUUCAUUCCUCUUAUGAUAGAAAACAAUAUUAUGGCCCUGAUAAUUUUCAUUUUCAUACCUACUGUUCCCUUUAUCCCAGAAUGUGCUCCAUUUCUUUACGUUUUGUCUUCUCACUUUCUUGUCUAACUGAACCACUUCAAUCCUGAAGAUGGAAACAGCAUGUUCCUCUGAAAUGACAGUGUCUACCUACAACACAACAUGAUGUCACAACAUAGAAUUUGGUAUUCAUUAUGAUGUAUUACCAUAUUUACGCAUGUAUAGGCCGCACAUUUUUUGUCAAAAAUUCAAGAGGAAAACUGGGGUGC